Mycena indigotica is the source of this 5964-nucleotide messenger RNA. RefSeq lists its product as uncharacterized. The coding region runs from base 1 to 5964 and encodes 1987 amino acids. Gene Ontology annotation, molecular function: protein binding. Gene Ontology annotation, biological process: double-strand break repair via homologous recombination; regulation of DNA-templated transcription. The transcript is spliced from 17 exons. Lineage: Eukaryota; Fungi; Basidiomycota; Agaricomycetes; Agaricales; Mycenaceae. The record is from RefSeq and is a predicted model, not a curated record.
AUGACGACCAGACGACCACUUUCGAGUCCGUCGUCCUCUCCACCCAGCAAGCGGCAACGACUCUCAUCUCCCAUAUACGAUCAACAAGCUGGGAACAUCACAAGCGAAGAUUUGGAAGCGUUUGACCGAUUCGAGGCCUCACAAUCGUCCAAUGCUGACUUCCGCAACGAUCCUGAGAACCCAUUUGCCGCUGGUGCAGCCGGCUUCACUUCCGCAUCCAAACUCCACACUACUCGACCCGCCUCUCCAGGUGACCGACGUUCAUCUUCUCCGCCCCCACCCGAACCAGAUUACGAUGCCUGGUUCGCCCCUGCUACCGGCGUGCCAACAAUGGUCACCUUUCAGACCGCCAGAACAGCGGCGACCGCCGCACCCUCUGCCACCUUUGGGAAGGCAUCCGGUGUUGGCGUUUUCCAGCCAUCGAGCGCUGCUCUUGCAAAAGCCAAGGAGAAAAUGAGUGUAUGGACGGAGACAACGACCACUACAUCGCAAAGCGGCGUUGAGAACUUGUUUAAAUCGGCUGCAAGUCUGCCCCGGGUGGCAUCGCCAGAACGACCGAUACGAACGUUGGGAAACGCAACCAAUUCACCCAGCACCCCAAGUCCUGCCGAAGGUUUCCGUUCUGCCUCGAUGGCCUUGUCGACACAAUCAACACCGUCUAUCGCUUUAUCGAAUAAUAAACGAUUCAAAGCUCCCACAUUUGUCAACUCCCCUCUCAAUCCCAACGCCCGUCGCCCAGAAUCUACUCUUAACCACAUGCUUUCAACACCGUUGAGGACACCGUAUCGUUCUGCUCAGCCACUACCAAGUAGCUCGGCUGUUCGUACUAAACCGGCCUUCAAGACACCAUUUAAGGCCGGCAUGAAGCCCGGCCAAGUGGGACAUGCAGCCCUACUAACCAAGCAAACGCCAGUUCAAACUACACCGCUUAAAACUCCCACCAGCGCUCUGCCUGCCCCAACACGAACUGUGAAACAAUUCUUCGAUUUGAAACCACCUCCAGAAAGGAAAACUCUCCGUUCCUCUGGACGAACCCCACAGGAAUAUACUGCUGCUGAUCUUACGCAAUAUGGAGUAAACGUAGCUGAGCUUGAAAGAAUCACACCAUCUAUAGCUGCGUAUUACAGCUUUCACACCACCACUCCAGAGCUAUUGACCGAACUACCAUUUACUCCCUCGAAGGCUUUCGGGACAGCUGCGGCCCUCGAAGAACUACUAGCAAGAGGUUGCUCACUUGCUACUAAACGAUGGGUCGAUAAUCAUUGGUGUCUUAUCCUGUGGAAACUUGCAGGAAUGGUCUGCCUUGAACCCGAGUUAGAGAAGGAUCCAAGAACCAAACGAUGGUGUUGGGAGGAAGUAAUGCGACAAUUGUUCUACCGAUAUGAACGUGAACUCAACUGUGGUGUGCGACCGCCACUACGCAACAUCGCGACCCAGGACGCGCCAGCUUCUUGUCCGAUCGUUUUAUGUGUGUCCAAUAUCACAUGGUUGGAUGGUGGAAUGUCCGACGAUGGGGUUGCGCUUCCAGCCCACCCAGAACUUGAAGUCACAGACGGUUGGUACCGUUUGCGUGCUCAAGUUGAUGCGCCACUCGCUCGCGCCAUUCGAAGAGGUGUCAUUCGUAUUGGGCGGAAAGUCGGCGUGGUCGGUGCUCAACUAUCGAACGAGCGCAAAGAACCUCAAGAAGUGUUGGAGGCUUAUAAUUCGACCAAGCUGCAGUUUGUGGGGAAUUGUACCCAUCUUGUGCCAUGGCACACUAAACUUGGAUUCCAAACCAGUCCCUGGAUAGCGACGAUGCGUAGCUUGACUGCAGAUGGUGGUCUGGUUCCUGCGCUGGAUGUCGUACUUUUGAAGGUUUAUCCGGUAGCAUACAUUGAGUUUAUUGAGGAAGAUGGCCAAAAGCGACGCGAAGGCCCACGAAGUGCCAAGGAAGAAGCACAAGAAGAGGAGCACUGGAAGCGUCGUCGUGAGGUUCAUGAAAGUAAGCUUCGGGAAGCAAUGGACAAGAAAGAAAUGCGCUAUCGAGGGUAUGCGGAACGACUAGAGCGGAAGGCUGGGCGGUCCAUAACGUCCGGCGAGGAUGAACCGCCCGACGAGAUCGACGACUUGUAUGAUCAACUGGAAGAGGCGGAUGAAGCAGCUCAAGUACUGUCGCAUAUAAGUGCAGUCAAUGCUGGGUGGCUUGCACGGUGCAUUAUGAACCGGUUAGAGAAGGAGCGUGAACGAGGGGCAGAUGAGAUCGAACAAGAACUAAAGACGUCAUGUCCCCCGAGGGAAGUUCGCAACUUCAGGGUAAUCUUUGUGCAAGAUGCUGUGACCGUAAGGCGGACAUCGAGUCGAACUGCACAACUUACCAUCUGGGACGCGCUCAAGUACCCGGCUAUGAAUAUGUCUUAUGUCUAUGCAGUCCACGCCUUCGUGCCAGAGCACGAGGAUGAGGUCCCAUUCGAAGUCGGGGAGCGCAUAGAAGUAGUAGAGAGGGAUGAUGAGUUCGGGGAUGGGUGGUGGAGAGGUCGCAAUCUUGCGGGCAAAGUCGGUCUAUUCCCUCAGAGCUAUACGACAACAGUGCCACCACCAGAUGCGCCGAAUCCAACAGUCCCGCCUCCCGAAGCUGAUACUUCUGUCCCUGCGCUCCAAGCCCUACCGGAAGAACUUGAGUCUCCAGAGAUUUCUCCGCUCUCUCCCCCUCCUGAUAUUCUUCUCAACGACAACGGAGUCGAUGGGAAUGGAGAGAUGAUGAAGGCUACCAUGACCGACGUUCAAAAGGCCAUUGAGCAGCUCGGCAGCCGAAACCGGAGUAACAGCGUCAACUUUGACCACGAUGCUCGAAGUUUCAGUUUUGCUUCCACGAGGGACGAACGAACCUCAGACGAUGAAGAGACAGAUUUCGAUAUAAGUGAAGGGGAGGGCUGGCACAAGGGUGCGCGGAGAAAGCUCGCCGAGAAAGCUCGUCAGGCUGUUGCGGAGGCGGAAAAGUUGGAGGCUCUCUCAACUGGUCUCAGCAGCCGCACCAGUGCCCCUCCAAUCGAAGUCGACAUCAGCGACGAAAGCGAAAAUGAAGGAGACGAUGACGACCACGACAUCUAUAACUCACCACUCCGAGAACAUCCAUACAUACCAGAGGAGGAAGAACCCGCAGAAGAUGUUGACCAACUUGGCCGUAUGCGUUCUCAAGAAGACAUCCCAGCCACCGCAACUGCCCACUCUUUCCCGUCAACCGAAGUCCCGCCGACCCCCGUUUCUCUCGGAAUGCCUCCAACAGUUGUGCCUAUCGUUGAACCAGUCGCUGUCAUUCCAUUACCGCCUUCUCCCACCCCCAUCCCCCCGCCAUUGGAGACUUCACGUGACAAGACGGUUUCUCCAGGAUUGCCAUCGCCUGCAUUGUCCGGAGGGCAGGCCGGAGUCACAUCCAAACACAGCAGUGUUGCUUCUUCGGCCGCCUUGGCAGCUGGAGUAGUAUCAAAACCCAGCAGCGUUGCAUCUGCCCCGUUAUCAGCCCUUAGCGAAGGCAAACAACGAGAAGAUAGCGGGCAUGCUGCGAGUGUAGGCAGUGCGCCAAAGCAUCCUUCCGAGUGGUCUGUGGAAGAGGUUGUCGAAUGGCUCAGGUCCAAAGGCUUUGACGACGAUGUCUGUGACAAAUUUACAGAGCAAGAAAUCACUGGAGAUGUUUUGCUCGAUUUAGAUGUCAAUCUUCUCAAGACUGAGAUUGGCAUUAUGGCUUUCGGAAAGCGUAUGCGAAUCGCCAAUACUAUCGCCGAUCUUCGACGACCUCCUUCCCCAUCUGCUUCAUUCUCACAAGGCUAUAACCCACAAAACUCUCCUCAACACGCACAGUAUGCAGUCGCCUAUCCACACCCCCACACAGCACAGCCAUAUCCCAACUCGCCUCAAUACACAGGGCAUUCACGGACACAGUCCCAAUCUCAUUCGCACAACUCAUAUAAUGGGCACACAAGUCUACAAUCCUCUGUUGGUUCUCCAUUAGCCAAUGGCUACCUUGCACAAACUUACGGCCUUCCCAAUGGACUCUUAAGUCCAGAAAGCGCCACCAAUGGCGAGUUCCUCAUCAGUCCCGUUGAGGAACAGCCAAAGACGGACAUUGUCGACCUGGGGGCAUCUUCAAAUGAUUCGAUGGGGGCAAAAGUAAAGGGGCGUCCAGCUCAGCUCACUUUGUCUCCCAGCGAUGGGGCCUUGAAAGCUACUGCAACUCAGAGCGAUGUCGUUGAAGAAGAUGAGCGGGCUGUCAUGAGCGAAAGCGAACUUCCGGCCAGCGCCUCUAUCCGAAAGCGGAUAUUUGGCGCGCGCGCACCCAGCUCCCCGCACUCCGUCAACGACCAAGGCAGCGUCAACUCCAAAGAGAAUGAGUCUUCUGUGGAGGGCAAGUCAUCGUCAAAGAAGAAAGAGAGCAAUAUUGCGCCAGGCCCUGGGCGGCAUGCACGAGGCAGAAAGAGCAUUGAUGCCAGCACACAAGGAAAGGGGGCUGGUGAGCGAUUAAGCAUAUUUGGUGCUUCGUUCGGAGGCACUCUUGGCCGCAAGCCUGCUCCGCGGUAUUCAAGUGGGGCUGACGAUGACAAAGUCGACAAAACAUCAUCUGGCUUUACUCUUCCGCGUCUAAACCGCAAAAACGGUCGGCCAUCGACUCCCGGAGGAGCUGCGGUACCUGCAGAAGGCAUUUCUGCCCCAUUAUCACCUCCGGUUGGACCACCACCUCCUGCAACUCCCGCUACUAACCCAGCACUCCUACGAAAACGGACUUCUUCUGGACAAACUACGAAUGAAGUCGCCAAAGCUGCUAAUGCCGCCGCUAAAGCCUCGAACGGCACUGCCAAAGCUCCUCCAGCCUCCAAUGGGAACGUGCCCUCCGCUGUUUCUAAGCUCAAGCCCAACAUGAGCAUCAUUGAACAAAUUGGGGAAUCAGAUCACGCUGGCUGGAUGCGGAAAAAGGGCGACCGUUACUCGGGUUGGAAACUGCGCUACUUUGUUCUCAAGGGACCCGACUUGUACUGUUUGAAGAGCAGCAACAAAUCAGAAACCAAGAUCAAAGCUUACAUCAACGUUGUGGGAUAUAAAGUCACUGUCGACGAAAAUGUUCACCCUGGUCGAUAUGGGUUCCGGAUCGAUCAUGACCAUGAUAAGACACACUUUUUUAGUUCGGACGAGAAAACCGUUGUGCGAGACUGGAUGAAGGCGAUUAUGAAGGCGACGAUUGGACGAGAUUAUUCGAAACCCGUCGUAUCUUCCUGCAACAUUCCGACUAUUCCGUUGAUGGUUGCUCAAGCAAUGAAUCCAGCCCCUCGGCCACCCUCGCCAACUGCUCGUGCAGCAACUCAACGCGCGAUGCGCAGGGAAAACACAGACCAACCGUCGACAAGAGAUGCUCGGGUUCUUAUGCUGACAGGCUUUGCGACCAGCGACAACACUCCGAAAGAGGAGCGGACUCGACUCGACUCAUUCUUCACCAACGAGACUGUGGACGGUGCGGCUAAUGGUGGCGCCCCUGGCUCACCCCAGUCCUUCGUCCCUCCAAGACCUACACGAAGGAUGAGCACACAACAGGCUCCUGCUCCCGUGGACGAGGGGCUGGUGGAAUGGGCCAACUCACAUCUUCCGUCGCACCUCCAGAUCGUAGACCCAGCGGGACCCCUAUGUGAUGGUCUUGGUCUGCUCCGUCUCGCGGAAUCAAUCAAGGGCAAACCCUCCUCGCCUCCUGUCCCGGAUUCAGCAUUCCCCAAAGACCCCACGGACGACAACUUGGAUGGCCUCUUCCGCUUGUUCGACCUCCUCCUAGAUAACGAAGUACGGAUGGGGAGUGUUAGCAUUAAUGACAUACGGCAGGGCAAACGAGACAAAGUAAUACAGCUUUUGCGCGGGCUAAAGGGCUGGGAGGACAAACGGAUGCAGAUCGCGACCUCGAUCGGGAAAGGGUCUGCACAGGCUGGAGGAUUUAUGGCGUCGGCAUAUUAA